GAACAACAUUUAAAAUGUUAAAGGCGGUUUUAAAGAAGAGCCGAGAGGGUGGAAAGGAGAACAAGAAAGACUCAGCAGGUGACUCCUGCCCAGAGAACGCUCUGCGCUUAGCCACAUCUGGCCGCAGUGCCGAUCUCCCCAGCGGCACUCAGACAGUCCCUGAGGACGCCUGUAGAAUGAACCUGGCUAAAGGGGUAUCCAUGUCACUGCCGUCGUCGCCUCUGCUGCCACGCCAGUCCUACUUGAUGCAGGCACGAUCAAACAAAAGGUCUCCAGGUCCAGUCAGGAAGCCCAAGUACGUGGAGAGUCCUCGAGUGCGUGAGGCAGCUCAACCACUGAGAAAGGGAUUGGAGCAAGGAGACCCUGCUCUGAACGGUAAGGACCUGGACUCGAGCUGUUCUCCUGCGGCACAAGAAUUGAUGACCAAGAUUGGGUUUUUUACUGGGAGAAGGGAUCCCGACUUUGCUCAUAUAGAAGAGAAAUCUGCGUUGCAGUGUGCAGUAGCCAUCCAAGGAGUGAGCCCGUGUUCCACCCUCACGAGCAGCACCACAUCGCCCAGCACUGACAGUCCCUGCUCCACACUCAACAGCUGCCUUGCAAAGCAGCGGCAGCAAAGGCAGUCCUGUGGCACCAUCAGCAGCCCCAGCUCCACUCUGGAGAGCAAGGAUUCCUCUCUUCCAGCAACCAUAACAAGUUCAUCAGAAAAUGAUGACCGUAGUGCGUCCAGUUUGGAGUGGAGCAAGGACGGGAGUCUCAGAGCUGGAAGACACCAAGGGAUCAGUCACGACCGAAGAACAGAUAACUGCUUCCCCAGUGGCAGAGGAGGAAGCUGUGGCUGUGCCGAGAACUUGCCAAAAGAAGCACCGACAGGAGAGGGGCCCCUUCCAUACACUCAGGGUUCCGGCUCUUUAGUAAUGCCUCGCCCUAACUCCGUUGCAGCUACAAGUUCAACCAAACUGGAAGAUCUGAGUUAUUUGGAUGGACAAAGAAGUACUCCGCUACGCACCUCAAUUCGCUUACCCUGGCACAACACCGCUGGCGGCAGAGUGCAACAGGAAAGUAAAGCUCGCUUUGUCCCCUACAAGGCCUCAAGACAUUUGCUGAAGCCUCUCUUGUUCGAAGUACCGAGCAUAACAACAGACUCGGUGUUCAUUGGGAGGGAAUGGCUCUUUGAGGUGACUGAAGAAAAACUAACGGAUACUGAUUCAACGGAGACGAGGGGAGUGGUCAUCACUGGGAAUGUGGGAUUUGGGAAGACCGCCAUCAUUUCACGGCUGGUGGCACUCAGCUGCCAUGGGAGUCGCAUGAGGCAAAUAGCUUCAAACAGCCCCAACUCGUCCCCCAAAGGUGGUGACCCCUGUCCGGAGAUUCCUUUAAGCCAGGUACCCCCAUCCGCUUCUCCAGCAAGUGGCACCAACGCAGGGAAAACUCUGAAUUGUCCUGCCACUCCCAAGUACCAGAAUCAGGCAGGUGAUGCUGUGAGGCGCCUUGCGGUCAAAGGUGAGGUCGCUGCUUAUCACUACUGCCAAGCUGACAACACGUACACGUGCCUCGUCCCUGAAUUCGUGCACAGCAUUGCAGCCUUGCUUUGCCGGUGUCAGUUAACAGCAUACAGAGAUCUUCUGAUAAGAGAGCCUCACCUGCAGAGCAUGCUCAGCCUGAGAUCCUGCGUCCAGGAUCCAGCAGUGGCUUUUAAAAGGGGAGUGUUGGAACCGCUUUCAAACCUCAGGAAAGAGCAGAAAAUUCCUGAGGAAGACUACAUAAUUUUGAUAGAUGGCUUAAAUGAUGCUGAAUUUCAUAAACCUGAUUAUGGCGAGACCCUUUCUUCAUUUCUCUCAAGCGUGAUCUGUAAGUUUCCUCCUUGGCUGAAGCUCAUUGUGACUGUAAGAACCAACCUCCAGGAAAUAGCAAGUUCACUGCCCUUUUUCAGAAUAUCCCUGGACAAUUUUCCAGACAACAAAGAAAUCUAUGACGAUUUGAAUGCUUAUAUUCAGUACAGAAUUAAUAACAGCCAGGAAAUUCUAAACAACAUCUCUUUAAAUGGAAAAGCUGAUGCGGCUGUUGUUGGGAAAGUGAGUAACCACCUGAUCAUGAGGAGCCUGGUCUAUCUCUAUUUGAAACUCACUCUGGAUCUUUUCCAAAAAGGUCACUUAGUAAUCAAAAGUGCAAGCUACAAGGUUGUUCCCGUGUCUCUGUCAGAACUGUACUUACUGCAGUGCAAUAUGAAGUUCAUGACAAACUCUGCUUUCGAGCGAGCCCUGCCGAUAUUAAAUGUGGCCCUGGCAUCCCUGCAUCCCAUGACAGAUGACCAGAUUUUCCAAGCUGUUAACGCAGGCCAAAUAAGCGGCGAACAGCAAUGGGAAGAUUUCACCCAACGGAUGGAGGCCCUUUCGUGUUUCCUGAUAAAAAGACGCGACAAAACACGGAUGUUCUGCCAUCCCUCCUUCAGGGAGUGGCUCAUAUGGAGAGCGGAUGGUGAAAAUACCGACUUCUUGUGUGAGCCAAGGAAUGGACAUGCUCUGCUGGCUUUCAUGUUUUCUCGACAAGAGGGGAAGUUAAACCGCCAACAGACGAUGGAACUUGGUCAUCAUAUACUGAAAGCUCACAUUUUUAAGGGUCUCAGUAAAAGGACUGGAAUUUCUUCCAGUCACCUGCAAGCCCUGUGGAUUGGUUAUAGUACGGAUGGACUGUCUGCAGCCCUGGCUUCUCUGCGGAACAUCUACACGCCCAAUGUGAAGGUGAGUCGGCUGCUGAUGUUGGCAGGAGCCAAUGUGAAUUACAGGACUGAAGUGCUCAAUAAUGCACCAGUUCUGUGUGUCCAGUCGCACCUUGGACAUGAAGAAGUGGUCACUCUUCUACUGGAAUUUGGAGCUGCUAUUGAUGGAACUUCAGAAAACGGGAUGACGGCACAGUACGCAGCAGCCGCUGGUCACAUGAGCAUAGUUUCACUGCUCUGCAAGAAAGGUGCAAAGGCUGACUCUGUGGACAAGAAGGGCCAGUGUGCUUUGGUGCACAGUGCACUGAGAGGGCACUGUGAGAUCCUUGAAUACUUGCUCAAUGUUGUUUGGAUAACGCCUUCCCAGGAACAAAACUCACUGAGAAAAAGCCAGGCACUGCAACAAGCUCUCACAGCAGCUUCCAGCAUGGGACACUGUCAGGUGGUUUGCUACAUCUUGGCGAUGGAGAAGGACCACGGCGUAGACAUCAACGGCAAUGAUGCCUUGUGGGGAGAGACAGCCCUGACAGCUGCUGCAGGACGAGGAAAGCUGGAGGUCUGCGAAUUCCUUCUUGACCAUGGAGCAGCUGUGACGAGAGCCAAUCGGAGGGGGAUUCCUCCACUUUUCUGCGCUGUCCGGCAGGGGCACUGGCAGAUCGCCAAGCUUCUAGUGGAGCACGGAUCUGAUGUGAAUGUAAGUGACAAGCAAGGCCGAACUCCACUUAUGGUGGCUUCUUGUGAAGGACAUCUGAGCACGGUGGAAUUUCUGCUUUCUGAAGGUGCUGCUAUGUCAUCUUUGGACAAGGAGGGGCUGACGGCUUUGAGCUGGGCCUGUCUGAAAGGCCACAGGGAAGUGGUGCAGUAUUUAGUUGAGAAAGGUGCAGCAACUGAUCAGACAGAAAACGGACGAACACCCCUAGACCUGGCAGCCUUUUACGGUGACGCUGACAUUGUACAGUAUUUGGUAGAGAAAGGAGCAACGAUUGAGCAUGUUGACCACAGUGGGAUGCGGCCCCUUGACAGAGCCAUUGGGUGCCGGAACACGUCAGUUGUGGUUAUGCUGCUGAGAAAAGGAGCCAAAUUAGGAAAUGCAGCAUGGGCAAUGGCCACCUCAAAACCGGAUAUCCUCCUUAUUCUGCUGCAGAAACUGAUGGAAGAAGGAAAUGUUCUGUACAAAAAAGGCAAGAUGAAGGAAGCAGCCCAGCGCUACCAGUACGCCUUGAGGAAGUUUCCGAGGGAAGGAUUUGGAGAAGAAAUGAAAGCCUUCAAUGAGCUGAGAGUUUCACUGUACCUAAAUCUGUCUCGAUGUCGCCGGAAAACAAACGACUUUGGAAUGGCCGAGGAGUUUGCUACCAAAGCCCUGGAUCUGAAACCCAAGUCCUAUGAAGCCUAUUAUGCUCGAGCGAGAGCCAAGAGGAACAGCAGAAAGCUACUGGCUGCUCUUGCUGACUUACGUGAGGCCGCACAGCUGUGUCCCAGCAACCCAGAGAUCAAACGGCUUCUGGCUCGCGUGGAGGAGGAAUGCCGACAGUUCCAGAGAGCACAGCAGCAGAAGCAGCAGUCUCCACAGCCACCACCACAGGGUAACAGCUCUGAUCAGGAGGAGGAGGGCAUCGCACAAGGUGCGAACGAGGACUUCAAUCUUCAAGACGGGGAGGACGAACGGCCACACCCCGAUGAAUCAGUUUCCUCUCCACAAAGGCCACGGUGUUCCCUGGCUGCUGCCCCAUACAGCAGGACCCUUCAAGAUGGGGUUCAGCAGAAAGCCAGACCUGCCUCCCCUCAGAUCAGAGCAGGCAGUAAAUACUUGCGAGAGCCAGGCUUGAUUGUGCAGCCAACAAAGCAGGCGCAGAUUGUAAAAACCAACCAGCACCUGAGCUCCAUCCAGCCUGGAUCCAGAGUGGGAAGUAGUCAGUGUAAUACAAAGACACAAUCAUCUUUCCAGCAUCUUCCCCAAAGCCCUCUGCCAGUCCGGCACUCCAGAAUUCAGCACUUGGGUGGAACAAGCACAUUAUCUGGAAGCACUUCCACAGGCCCUGGUUCUGAGCUGUACGACGAGAAGUCUCAGAGUUCCCAUUCACAGCAGAAUGAGAAUGUUUCUUUCCAUUCUUUUCCAAGUCAGUCUAAAGCUGCAGGGAAUUUCAGUGAAGUGAGGCAACAAAGUCCUGUAACCAGUGGCAUCUCCACCAGUUCUCCAUCCAGCACCAUGAUUCCUGCCAGCUCAACCGGCAGCUUAACUCCAGGCAGUGUUUUUCUGGACAGUGUUAAGGGGCUGGGCCCAGAUGUUCGACUGAAGGAGAGCAACGUCAGUCCAGCUCAGAGUGCUAUUGCUGAACACAGACCUCGCAACACCCCGUUUAUGGGGAUCAUGGAUAAAACUGCGAGGUUUCAGCAGCAAAGCACUCAGUCCAGUCGCACAUGGCACUCUCAGGCACUGGAUGGAGCACCAGCAACCGCUGCCUCCUGGGGCACUCAAUCCUCAGGCUUUGAGCAGUUCUCAGUCAAACACUACCAGACUAAACCUGCCUCUGCUGGGUCUGCCUCAGGGGAUGGCAGCCAGAACGGUGUGCAAGCAAAGGAACGUGAGGAGCUCCAGUGCCGCUGCCAGGACCACAGAGCACCCAAACAACCUCCUCGUUUACACCUGGAGGUGGCAUCAAACCAGCAGCCUCACGUCAGUAAGGACGUCAGUCCUGUCCCAUCUGCAAAGCCAAAGCGAUCGUUCAUCGAAUCCAAUGUAUAA
This is a messenger RNA of Cuculus canorus (common cuckoo), 5459 nucleotides long. RefSeq names its product tetratricopeptide repeat, ankyrin repeat and coiled-coil containing 1 (gene TANC1). NCBI's taxonomy places the organism in Eukaryota, Metazoa, Chordata, Aves, Cuculiformes, Cuculidae. The record is from RefSeq and is a predicted model, not a curated record. Gene Ontology annotation, cellular component: glutamatergic synapse. Gene Ontology annotation, molecular function: protein binding. Gene Ontology annotation, biological process: regulation of postsynapse organization.